This is a messenger RNA of Drosophila bipectinata, 890 nucleotides long. RefSeq names its product Rtnl2 (gene Rtnl2). Gene Ontology annotation, cellular component: endoplasmic reticulum membrane; axon. NCBI's taxonomy places the organism in Eukaryota, Metazoa, Arthropoda, Insecta, Diptera, Drosophilidae. The record is from RefSeq and is a predicted model, not a curated record.
UUUACAGUUGUCAGAAAGACAAGAAAUCACAGUAACAACUCAACCCAACCCUUCUACCUAUAUUCAUAAAUUAAGCCUUAAAUCUAAAAAGAUGAUUUCCAAAGAUCCGAAACCGGCUGAGAACUCCAACCAAUUGUUGGACUUCGUCAAGAAUUUGGUCCUUUGGCGCAAUUAUCGCGAGUCAAUUGUGGUAUUCACCGGCAUCCUGGUGAUUCUCCUGGACGUCGUGGCGCACUCGAUAAUCAGCGUGGUGAGCAUGGCGGGGAUCACAGUGCUUCUGGCAAGCAUUGGCACCCGCUGCAUUGGGAUACUUAUGCGAUCUUGGCGAAAGGAUGUGGGCCAGAAUCAGCCCUAUCGCCUGUACUGGCAGCCAAACUUAAACAUUCCUAGGGAGGAGGUGAUGCGUUUAGCCGGGAUUGGCGUGGAUCGUUUUAACGCGACCAUAAAUCAUCUAUUGGAAUUGUUUGUGGUUGAGAACUGGGAGAGAUCCUUAAAGUUUUUGGCCGUAAUGUGCGGCCUUAAUUUGCUGGGCGAUUGUUUUAAUGGCUUGACAUUGUUAAUUUUCGGACACGUGUUGCUUUUUACCCUUCCUAAACUUUACGAAUGGUACAAGCCAAAUAUCGAUAUUCAGAUCCAAAAAUUUCAGAAAUCCAAGAUGGAAAGUGCUGCGGAACCCAAACCUGAGAAUGGUGAGACUCUUCAAGGGGAAGAGAUCAUUUCAUAUGAAAACAAGGAGUCCACCGAUGGGCCUAUGCUAUAUAAGGUAUGCGAUAAUGCCGAACUUUUCGAACUGCUGGAGGAAGAGCACAGCAAGGGAUGUCGAUGCCGUGACUGUGAGCAUCAGGACUUGCCCAUCGAGGCCCACUAAAAAUUUUAAUUAAAGCUUUUCG